This is a messenger RNA of Oncorhynchus mykiss (rainbow trout), 2258 nucleotides long. The record is from RefSeq and is a predicted model, not a curated record. NCBI's taxonomy places the organism in Eukaryota, Metazoa, Chordata, Actinopteri, Salmoniformes, Salmonidae.
AAAUCACCAAUGACCAGGAACCGCCACCAGACACACUGAGAUGUGUACACCCACAAAGAUAUACAGAAGUCAAAAUAUCAGGUUCCCUUUUAAUUUUCAGUCACUGAGUAGGGCUAAUUUAUUUUAUUUUCAUAGACAAAAUUUGAGAGAAUAGCUUGGCUUACAAGUGGAUAAAGUUGUGUAGGCAGAGAGAGACAUUUUGGGUUUCGUUUGGUGAGAGGAAAUUUGGUAAACGUUGUGCAAUGGUGCGGGAAAAGUUUUGAAAGAGUGUGAGAAACAAUUGAAGCUAAGUGCCUGAAGUAGGUCAGUUCAAGAAGAAGCCUUCAUGUUGCAUCCGUACAGAAUGGAGGGGUACCUCAUCUCACCUGGUCCUGCAUCAGAAGACAUAUACGAACCCGACAUCUAUAGACAACAGAUGUCAGAAUAUUCAUAUCCCUAUGUCAUCGAUGCAGAGAGUCAAGGAGAACACUGGGACUAUCACGCCACUCAUCAUGUUCAUCCUCUGGACUUUGACAACCUCCAAGAGGGCCACUUCACUGAGCUCCAGAGUGUCCAGCAACUACAUCUACCCAGUAUGGCUCGUUACAGCGAUGUUGACACUCUCUCUCUGGACCCUGGCCUUGGGGGACACAACCAUGCCCUACCCCCACCGUUUGUUGUGUCCAAGGUGUCAUAUUACCCUCGUGCCAUGGGCUACUUGCACCCCUCUCCUCAGACGAUGAGGAGCUCAGACGACGAGGAGCCAGGAGGCCGCAGCCCUCCACUAGAAGUGUCUGAUGAAGAGUGUCUGAGAGACCACAUUGCCCAAGUAACAAGGGGAGAAUUGGGCAACAAGAAGAAGAUCCGUCUGUACCAGUUCCUGCUGGAUCUGCUGAGGAAUGGGGACAUGAAGGACAGUAUCUGGUGGGUGGACAGGGACAAGGGCACCUUCCAGUUCUCCUCGAAACACAAGGAGGCACUGGCACAUCGGUGGGGCGUACAGAAGGGCAACCGCAAGAAAAUGACCUACCAGAAGAUGGCACGGGCUCUUCGCAACUACGGCAAGACAGGCGAGGUCAAAAAGGUCAAGAAGAAGCUGACUUAUCAGUUCAGUGGUGAAGUGCUAGGGGGGAGGUCUCACUUGGAGAGGAGGCCAUAUUCCCAUUUGUAGAGGGAGAAACAUAGUGGAAGUCCUGAAGAAGGGUAGAGUGAGAGAGAGAUAGUUAACUGUAUAUAGUAUGCAAGAUGGUUAUCAAUGUAAUAAAUAUUGAUUGUGUUCAAAUCAACAAUAACUGUUUUUGCUGCUCUUGUAAAAAGCAUUUAUGUGAACGUCAAAGCCAAUGUCUUAAUGGAAUCUGACAAUUAGCAAGUUUUGCUCCUACAACUCAAUAAUUGCACAAUCACAUCUGGACCUUUUACAUUCUAUAGCAUGUAGAAACAGGACCGUUUCAAAUGAUACUGUCAAUCAUUAUCACCAGAAGGCUUACAGGAGUGGUAAUACAGAUGACCACUAGAAGUCCUCAGAGAUCUCCUUUCUUAAAGCUGGCUGUUUUCACUGACUUCUACGCACUGUUGGACUCACUGACCAUUGUGCACAUUUGACAUUGAUUAGACUUGGAUGCAAUGUAAACAAACAAAAAUACUAUGAUAAAGAACUCUUUAGCAUUAAUGAAAUUGAUUUGACACUCUGAGAUGCACUGACGUUGGAUAUGCAAUUCCUAUUGCUUAACCUUUGGUGUAGCAGCACACAAACACAACAUAUUAUACAUUAGCUUUUGCUAAUCAGAAUUGAGAAUUCAGCCAAGCCGUGGUAUAAAGCUUGUAUAUUUGAUUGAUGGUAUUAUAUGUGUAUUACAUACUAACUCAUGUUAGCUCAAGACUUUGGGAAGGAAACCCUUCUGAACAUUGGGUGGUUUAACCUGCAAACUUUUUGGACUGUCCCCUUGACCAUUACUUCCCUGUAACAACCCAUUGACUUGUUCCUGAAAGGAAAGAGGGUGAAGAGGCUUGUCACCCAGCCCUUAUCAUCUGCUUGUGCUCUGAGAUAUAGCACAGACCCUUGCCUCCUCCGAGCUAGGGUGCAAUCUAUUCCUAGCCUAGGAAUACCAACACAGGGAUAUUUCUCCCAUGCUCUCAAUCAUAGACCCCUGUUUAAACUGUGUGAAAGUGUAUAUGAUAAGGUUGUUCUCCGUACUCUAUGUGCUCUCUGUAUAACACAUGUUGGCAUGUUUGUAUGUUGGCAUGACUCAAUUACAUAUCUGCACGUGGUGAACUCGAAA